AUGAUUGGUAUAAAAACGCAAUUAGAUUUUUAUAUUAGUUUGCAUACAAUCGAUUUAACAGAAAGUGGUGAAUUAUGUAGUAAUAAUACAAAUAUAUCAACUCAAAUCCUUAAAGACAUACUAAAUAUUUUAUUAAAACUCAUAACGAAUGAAAAUUGUCGUACAGAAUAUAUUAUUAAUAGUAAAGUAUUAGAGUCAAUUAAUCGUUUACUCAAUAGUUCACCAGAUCUCUCAUUAACUCAAGAUGUAUUAAGAUUAUUAAUUAACAUGACAGAACGAUCAGAAGUGUAUUUACAAGAAAUUGCUCGAAAUGAUACCCCAUAUACUUUAUUAAAUAUUUUAUCUUAUGAAGAUCUUGAAACUAAACAAUUGGCUCUUCAGCUCAUUGCUAGUUUACUUGCACAGACACAAGUAAAAGAGUAUUUCCAUGCAUUAGUCGAUUUUUUACAUACAUUCAUUAGUCUAUUGAGUCAUGACAAUGUCAAGCUUUUAUUUCACGCUAUAUGGGGUCUAACACAUUUGGCUGACAAUGAAGAUUUUAGACGACUGAUACGACUAGAAGGAGCAUUGCCUUUAUUAGUGACAAUACUAGAAAAACGUGAUUUUGAUUAUUGUUUACCUUCGACAACGAAUAAAUCAAAACAUGGUAAUGGUAGUAUAUCAAAGAAACAGUCACUUGGAGUAUCAGAGCCAACCAGUCGUGAUCAAUUAUUUGAUUUACAAGUUGCUUGCUGCACUUUGUUAGCUGAAUUGUCGUAUGAUUACACAAACGGACAAACAAUAAUUGAUAAAAAUGGUAUUUAUGUCAUAGCUAUGUUAUUGUUUCCCGAAAAUGAAGAAUAUCAAAAGUCUGAGAAAUUUAAUCAUUUACAGCGUAAUGUAUUUCGAACGUUACGUUAUUUAUUUCCAUUGAAUAAAAAUCGUGAACAAUAUAAAAAAUUAUUUACACCACAGACGUUUGAAUUAUUUCUUGAAAUUGGAAAUUUUCAACGUGAUUUAAGUUUAUAUAAAAAAUUAACGGAAACUUGGAAUAGCACAGUAUCGUUUGAUGAAAUGAUAGAAAUAAAAACAAAACGUUUACGAUCAUUGGAUCCAAAACGUGAACCAACACGUUAUGUUAAAGAUUAUGGGGUAUUCGAUUGUCUCGGAUCGGGUGCAUUCGGUUCGGUAUAUCGUGUGGCUAAACGUAAUGCAACAACAAUGUGCGCAAUGAAAGAAAUCGAUAAUCGGUCAUUCCGCUCGGGUGGCGAUGUGGAGAAAAGUCUCGGAACAAGGAUCAAUGAAGUGAAAAUAAUACGUGAGGAACUUCGUCAUCCAAAUGUUGUUAGCUACUACAGGAUGUUUCAUGAAAAUGAAAAGUUGUAUAUUGUUAUGGAAUUGAUUAGCGGCUCAUCUUUACAAGAUUUUCUUACAUUACUUAAAGAAACCAGAUCAACAAUGAGCGAAGAAAAUAUAUGGAAAGUUUUCGUACAACUUAUCCUGGCAUUACGUUAUUUGCACAAAGAAAAAGGCAUUGUGCAUCGUGAUUUAACUGCAAAUAAUAUAAUGCUUGACGAUGAAUAUCGUGUUAAAAUCACCGAUUUUGGUUUAGCAAAACUACUUGAUAAUGACUGUAGUAAAAUGACUUCCGUCGUUGGUACGAUGUAUUAUGCAUGCCCAGAGAUAAUUCAGCAUUUGCCAUAUAAUGAGAAAGCUGAUAUAUGGUCGCUAGGCUGUGUGUUAUAUCAUAUGGCGACACUUGUUCCGCCCUUUUUUACGUCAAAUUUAUUAUCUUUGGCUAGUAAAAUAUGUGCAAGUGAUUAUGAUCAACAACCAUUAAAGCAUUAUAGUGAUCGUAUUCGACAUGUUAUUGUCGAAUGUUUAUGUAUUGAUUCAAAUCGUCGUCCAGAUAUCUAUUCUGUUGCACAGUUAUGUACCGAGUAUAUAAUGAUAUAUACAGAUCGUGCAUGCACGAAUAUACAAAAAUUAGAAAAACGUCUUAGACAGCAAGAUUCUAAACGUUUAAAUUACCAUCAACGGUGUUGGAGUUGUUCAAGUGCAAAAGAAAGUAUUGUUAACGGCGGCGAUGUUAGUUUUGAUGAUCAACAAUCGAUUGAUACAGUCAAACAAUAUACAGAUGACUUUGCAGGAGGUGUAUUUAUUAAUACUCGAUCACCUGAUGGUUCAAAUAUUGGAAAUAUAUCUAGCGAUGGUGGUUAUGACAGUGGAAAUAGGAGGAGUGUAUAUCAAUCUCCCAGUCCAUCGACACCUGAUCGCAGGGAUAACAACUCAUUGGUGCGACCAAGACCUACUUCAGCUGGUUCUGCUACUUCGAUAGUUAUGCCCCACAGACGUUUACGUGCCACUGAUCCUGUCACCCAACUGCUCGAUGUUGUACAUAAAAUUAUUUUCAUAACGCAAACUCCACCAACAAUUAGUGAUAAUAAUUCAUGUCGGCGGCUAAUCGAGCGUUACAAACGUUUUUUGUUUUCGAAACGAACAUCACAAAAUCUUAAAAGUGAAUUAUCAAAAUUAGCCAGUCAUUCAAUGGAUUGCAUUCAAUUCGAUGUAAGUUCGAACAGCAGUUCAACAUCGGCAGUUGAGCAUUUAGUAUUUAAAUCUAUUACAACGAAUUCAUCUGCUGCUACAAACAAGGCACUAAAUCCUAAAACUAUUGAUUUGACCAUCCAUGAAAAUGAUGGAUAUAUUACUUAUGAACAAAUGAUGAGUUUUAUCGAACAAAUUUUACAAGAAACCAGUUAUUAUAAUCAGACAACAAGCGAUUCGCUACCUCCACCAUCAACGUCACAAAAAGCGAGACUGCCAUCGGGAAAAAAAUCACAUUCCAUUCAUCAAUCCGUCCAAGAAUAUUCUUGA
Didymodactylos carnosus is the source of this 2856-nucleotide messenger RNA. The record is from the annotation of a GenBank genome assembly. NCBI's taxonomy places the organism in Eukaryota, Metazoa, Rotifera, Eurotatoria, Philodinida, Philodinidae.